AUGGCCACCCACGUUGUUACCGCCACUACCACUUCUCCCGUUCUCGCGGGUAAUCAAAUCUCCCUCUACGGUCAACCUACCCCUAUCAACUCCGCCGAUACCACCGCCAACAACUCCGCCAACAACUCUCCGGCCUCGCCUCAGCAGCAGUACCUUCCGCUCCACAGCAAGCAGCUUCGUCCAUUGAAGGGUCCUUUGUAUGUCCCCGCUGCUUUGCGCCCCAACAACGACCACGCUACUCAGAAAGUCUCCCCGCCUUCUCCUCCCCGCAGUGUCCACGGCUCCUUGGACAGCCUGACUGAGGGCGAGAUCGGCGUCCCGGCUACUCGUCGCUCCACCAUGGAAAGCUACAGCAGUGGCUCGACUGUCAGCAAGCUGGCUGAGGAUGAGUGGAUGAAGAAAGAAGACCUUGGCGAGGUGACCGGCCAGCCUACUCGUGAACACUGGAAAGCCGACUCUGCUUCUCCCAACUGCGAUUCUCCCACCUGUCGCUCUUCCUUCGGCAUCUUCCUGCGUCGCCACCACUGUCGCCAUUGCGGCCAUAAUGCCCGCUUCCACCCAGAGGGUGUCCCGUCGCGUGCCUGCGAUCUCUGCUGGAGCGCGUAUUCGCGCUGGGAGGAAUCGCGCACUGAGCGCCUUACCAAGAUCCAGACCCAGCUCGAUGCACAGACCGGUACCGUUGGCGAAGCCGACCGCGCUGUCUCUCUAGCCACCAAGCCCUCGCCGGUCGAGAGCCUCAAGGCCGCUGCAUUGAACGGUGUCCCCGGUCAAUCCACCGAGAUCGCGGCCAGCGUCCCUCGCGGCUGGAACUGGAGCACUUUCUGA
Messenger RNA from Aspergillus aculeatus ATCC 16872, 825 nucleotides. RefSeq names its product FYVE zinc finger domain-containing protein. The transcript is spliced from 3 exons. Lineage: Eukaryota; Fungi; Ascomycota; Eurotiomycetes; Eurotiales; Aspergillaceae. The coding region runs from base 1 to 825 and encodes 274 amino acids. The record is from RefSeq and is a predicted model, not a curated record. Gene Ontology annotation, molecular function: metal ion binding.